AAUGUCAAUGAAUAGGAUUCCAAAUCUUGUAGCGUAACUGAUGUUUAAAACAUCUGUUUUAACUGAAGUAGUCUAACUAAUCUCUGACUCAUCACGUUUAACAUGACUGGGAAGCGAGAUAAAAAGCUAGAUGAAAUGAGGGAAAACUUUCGCAAUAAUAUUGCGGCUGUUUUUGCUUCUGUCGAUCGAAGCCGUGAUUCAUUCACCAUGUCUCAGUUUUACGAAGUGUUUGAAUCAGUCACAAAAGAACAGUUUCCAACCGGUCAAUCUCUUGGCUUCUCAAAUGAUCAGGAUAUGUUCCGUUCGGUGGGGGAUAUUUGCAAGUUGGAGAUUUCAGAAGGAUACGUCAGGGUGCGAAAGACAUGGCCCGAACAAGCUAGGACUCUGGGUACUCAAGGGAGUCUAUCGCAAAAUAUCCCAGGAAGGCAAGCUGCGCGAAGGAACACAGUCACGAGUCAAUCUUCAGAUGACGAUGUACAAAUAAUAUUCGAUCGGAACUCAAAUGGGACACCUGUCAAUCAUGGUUUCUCAAAUCAGCAGCAGCAACCACUACAACAGCCGCAGGAACCGCAACAUCGACAACAGCAGUUCGGAAGUCAGCCGUUCCAGAAAUUGCCACAAGAGUUAAUGCUAGGCAAUCAAAAUACAGCUAGGUAUCCAGUUGGAGGUUUUAACGGCCAUCAGAAUGUUCCUAUGAGGCCUCUGGCUCAGUCGUAUGGGAUGGUGGGCUUUCCAAAGAGUGUGUCCCAGUUACAGAGACCGAAUUCGAACCGGAGCAGCCCUCUAAUGCCGCAGCCAAUUAGACCGCUUAUGGGAAGCCCAUUUGAUCACCACGCAAAUUUGAAUGCAACCUCUAUUCAUAGUAGUUCUAUUAGUUCUAUUUCAAACGAGUUUCCGUUGAUCACAAACAGUGCUCUGAAUGUUUCAAACUGUCAAAAUAGUUCAACAUCGCCGAAUAGUCUCAAUAAUACAACAUCGGCAGCAAUUCCGAAAGAUCCCAGUCGUCAACGAUUGAAGACAUUCAGAGAAGAAGUGCAAUUCUUCCGCGUUGAGGAGCAGAGACGUCUGGCAGAAGAAGAACUGAUCGGUCUGUUGGGUCCGCAGAAGUAUUCUUCUAUAAACAAAAGUCGAAAUUGGGCUAGUUUGAAUAUUUCCGACUACUGUGCGCUGGUUGACGAGCACCGCAAUAAUCGAACAGUCACGGAUGCUAAUUUAGGAAAUGUGGAUGUGAGUGCUGAUUUACAAAACCAGCAGGAGAGAAAAACUAGGACAAGUCUUUCUGCAACUCCUCCGCGUCCUACCGUAUCGUCAACAUAUACUUCUCCGCCUCUGCGUUCUGUUGGGUCCAAACAGGGUGGUGGGUCUGCUCUUAGGAGUGGCAACAGACGUCAUAUGAAUUCACAGGGCGAUUCUCCUGAAUUUAUUUGUCUAAAUGACAAUCCGAGUCUCCCGGCUGCCCCUGGAAUUGGAGAAAAUGAUGUAAUCAUGCAGACGGUUGACAAAAUAGAAAGGGGUGAGGUCAUGAGUUCUCAGGCGAUUCUGCCCAACAGUGUGAUCACCCAGCCAGACUUGGACACUGCUUGUAAAAUCAUCUUGCAGAACAUGUGUUCAAAUGGGGAGUUUGUAUGUGCUCCUAAAGUGGAAAAGGCGUUGCUUCACUACUACCGCAAGAAGAGCCUGGCGGACUUCAGAAUUGGAAAUGUGAGGCACGUGAAUCAGAUUGCAUGUCUGAAAGAGCUGAGUAUGAGAGAGCGCAAGGUCAACUUGUAUAUCGACAUCUACGUGGAGCUGAGAAAUGUCUGCACCAUCAGAGAUCUGGAGACUCUUCUGGUUGCAUUGCCGACGCAUCCGUCUGAAGCGACUCCCUCUUCAUCCAGUGCAACUCAGAAACAGACAUUCGAGAGUGUAUAUCAGAUGGGGCCCCUUUAUAAGAACCCAGUUAUAUACGACAAGUUCAAGUUCCCCACCGACGGCUCAGUCCAACCCCAGAAUCUGACCUCGAGUAUGGUCGCUUCGCAUUUUAGAGACUAUCUGGUGAAGAAUAAUUUAUGGGCUACACGGGAGUUGCAGACCAAUGAUUUCCUCAUGUUUUUGGCAGAUGCGUUGGAUGUUGUCAACCCCUGGCACAUCGGAAUCAGAAUAAUAUCUCUGCCUCUGCUAAAAAGUGUUUUGAGCAGAGCUCAGGCUGAUGGGAGACGAGAGACGGAGAAGAUAGCCAAUCAGAACGUUGAGUUGCUGUUGGCUGAUAUGCGAACCGAAAUAACCGCCAUACGAUGUCAAGUGGCGGCGUCUCUUCAUAUUAACACCAACUCUGUUUUCGCUUUUAUCCAGCAAGUCAAAUUGAUGAACACUGCCGAAGUUCUGAAGAAGUGUUACAACCUUUGCAAACCAAUUUUCAAGUACACCGCACAAAGUUCAAGUAGCGAAGAGAAGAAAAAACGGAAAAAGUUUGCCGAAGUUUGUCAGAGUUUUGAAAACUUUUUCGACAUUUGUCGCACUAAUCCGGUGGCCGAGGCGCUGUUUGAGUUCUCCCUUUUAGUCAGUUCCAAAAUAGGCGACAGCAAAGUGGUCUCGGAGGCUAUCGUGUUUGUGUUGGACAAUCAGGAUCUGUGGCUGGAAGUUGUUCGCUACUGCCCGAAAGAGUUGGGCUGUGAGCUGUUUUUCAAGGACUCCGUGGCAAACGGAACGGAGACAGAAGUGGUUGAUUUGGUGUCCGAUGAUGAAGAGAGGGGUGGGUCAUCUUAUCGGAACAAACAAACGAUCAAGUUGGAAUGCGCAACAGGAACUGAAAAAGAGGAAGAAGCGGAGCAAUUUCUGAUGUCUCUUCUAACAGAAGCUAAAGGCACAGACGCGAACAACUCUGUCUCAUUGGAACAGUUGGAAGCCAUCGAGCAACGAGUACUCAACUCGAAGUUUCAAAAAGUUUUGGAAAAAACUACCAUGCUUGAAUUCAUUUUUUCCAACCAAAAUUUACAGAGAGCUUUCUCAGAGUCAAUUGGAAAUGACAAUAAAGCAGUUAAGAAUAUUUUCGAAAAUAGCUGUGGACUAAAUUUGAAAAAAUUGAGAGAAUUUGUUCAGAAAAUCGAACCAGAAUCAAGUGUUGAACAAAUAAUGGAGUCUUUGAAAAGAAGCUUUGACCUUGAAACAGAGCAUGACGAGGAUAUAAGACAUCAAGUCGAAGAAAUGAUUGAGAUUCCUUUUGAUGAAACUGAUGACGUGAUUCCCUACGCGGGAUCUUUUGCAACCUCGGUUGACCUGUCAAGUUCUGUCAUGGAGGAAAAAGAAUUGACCCAGCUAGCUUGGAGUAAAAUCCUAGAAAUCGAACAUCUCGAAAGUAUAUCGUCUAAAAUUAAGUGGAGCGAGUUUUUCAGAGCAACUUUGGGUAGUUUGGACAAAUUUUUGAAACAAAAUGACAGCUUUUUCCGAUCUAAAAACGUGAAGUUUUUGCGUCUUGAUGAUUUCGAAGUGGUUAAAAUCCCGUUCGAGUGUUCUUACGAAGCCUGCCGCAAAUCUGUUGAGAGGCAAAAUGGCAGAGAGUUUUCAGCUCUGCUUGUUUCACUGAUAAUUUCAACAGGUGGUGUGAAAAGUUUCCCAUUUCAGUUAUGUCAAUCCGAACUUCAUGCAUCUUUCAACGUUUUACUCCAGCGAAAUCUGCUACAUGAGUUUAUUGCGUCUGCUGUAAGCGUUUUGCCUUUGAUCUAUGUGCCCCCUAUUUUUUCAAACUUGCUUAAACCUGUUGCCGAGAAGGUGGGGUUGUGUGAUUUGGAAUCGAAAAUGAUGGAUUGUGUGAUAGCUGAAAAUAAUUCUUCCAAAUUAUUAAAAUUGGCAAUGGUUGGAAACGUGAUGGGCGAAAAACAAUGGGUAUCUGCGCUAAUUAACGAAUCAAAUUGGCAUGAUCAAUCUGUUGAUUUAAGUGUUGAAAACAAUCAAGAAACCGACCGAACUGGUUUUAAAUUUAGUCUGAGCGGAUCAUUUGAAAAGAGGUCAAGUCCAAUAGCUGAAACAUCAUCGGUGCAGACAACUGAAAAAGAUUCAGCUGAUGUAACUUCAAUCACAAAAUCGGACAAAGAGCAGAUUGAGUUGAGGAUUAAAUUGGAUAGAGAAGAAAGUUGCAGGAAAAUAGUUGACGUUAUUUUGAACGAAGAGUUCGGCGAGGGCAUCGAAAUGAACAGCGAAGCCCGAGUUCUAUUGGAAAAACAUCAAGAGCGAAUCGGCAGGAGCUUAGAGCGACUUUCAAAAGAACUGUACUCUCAAGACGUGCAUUUUAUCCUUGAACUUAUUCAGAAUGCCGACGAUAAUAAUUACAAUUUGAACGUUGCAGAUUCAAAUUUAGAGCCGACGUUAAUCUUCGCCCUCGAUUCGCAGAAACUAACAGUGUUUAACAACGAAACCGGCUUUGAAUCUCAAAACAUCAGAGCUUUGUGUGACGUUGGCAAAACGACUAAGGGAAAACACAGGAAAGGAUUAAUUGGACAAAAGGGAAUCGGAUUCAAGUCUGUGUUCCGAGUGACUGACAGACCGCAGAUCCAUUCUAAUGGAUUUCACAUUUGCUUCGACGUAAAUAACGGGCCUUUGGGCAUGAUUAAACCACUGUGGAUUGACGAAGAAGACACCAUUUUGUCGACUGCUGAGGAAAAGAUGCUAAAUGAGGUAAGUUCAGAUGGUGGGAAAGAUUUCUCAACAAAAAUAGUGCUGCCUUUCUCCACCCAGGAAACGACCAAAUUGGACGCAUUCGAAACUAAAUUGACCCAAAUCGAGCCUAGCUUGUUGUUGUUUUUGAACAAGUUGCAAAAAAUUGUGAUACAUUUCGAUACUGCUGGAACGAUCGUGGACGAAAACAAUGUUGAUGUUGCGAAAACAAAAACAGUGGUCUUCAAAAAACGAAAGCUAGUUGACAACGUUGUUUGCAUAGAGUCGGCAAAAGCCUCCCAAUUUUAUUUGCUGCAGACAUUUUCGGUCGAUGUUCCCCUGCAUCUGAACUUGAAGUUAGAGGAAACUGAGAUCUGUUUCGCAUUCCCUUUGGAAAAGUCGUCGGAUGGAAAGACCUGUACGUUCAAUUUCCGCCAAACCCAAAGUGCGUUUGCAUUUUUACCGGUCAGAGAUUUUGGGCUGAAAUUCAUCGUUCAAGCUGAUUUUGAAAUUCCCUCGUCGAGACAGGAUCUAGACAUGGACUCGGCCUUCAACCAGUGGCUAUCUCUUCAAAUCCCGCAACUGUUUCUGGAAAAUAUGAACAGCUUCGUAGACAUUCUGCAAAAUUCGGUGCAUGCUGCAAUCGCAUUUUUGAACUUCCUCCCGCUGCCCAAUGAAACUUUCGGUUAUUUCAAACCAGUGGCUCAAAAGAUAUGCGAGCUUAUUAGAAGUAAGCCAAUUAUUCCUACGGUCGACGGUGGUUUGUGUUUAGCGUGCGAAGCUAUUCAGCUCGGUGAAAAUUUAUUGUCAAGUGGGUUUAUAGAUACUGGACUGUUCACCAGAGCCACCGGAUGGAAACUUGCCCAUAAAGACUUGGAUCGAUUGCGGCCAGCUGUCGUGAAACAACUAGGUCUUCACACUGUUGGCAUAAAUGAUCUUCUAGUCACACUCGAAUACAUUUGCUCAUCCCAAAGUGCAAAUUUAUCCCAGAACGAGAAAAUGGAAACUAUAAAGAGCAUUCUCUUGACGAUGACUGCCAAUUUUAGUCAUCAACUCAACUCAGCUUGUAUUUCAACCUUGAAGAAGACUGAAUUUGUUCCGCUGGCUGAAGAAGAAUGGGUUUCAGUUGAAAACAACCCAGAUUUGUUUUGCAACUCGGAGCAGAAUCAAGUGAUGCUUAGGAAGCUGACUCUUCUAAAAGUGGUCGACCAGAAUCUAUUGCUUGAAAAGGAAAAUAAAAUCAACCAGGAUAUCCAGAAACUGCUGGUCAGAAUCGGGGUCAAGGUCGCGAGCUGCAGGGAGCUGGCAAAGUAUCAUGUAUUUGACGUGCUUUCUAAGAAGGAUACCUGGGCCAAAUUAUCCCACGAAAGCUUAUGUGACUACACCGUUUUUCUCAUUCGUGCUUGGAACGAUGUUUAUAAUUCGGUAGAUCAAGAAUCAAUCAAGAAAUUUUUGAUCGAUUUUCCAGUUUUGACUCGCAAAAACGAAGAAACCAAAAUAGUGCAAGCUUCAGAAGUUGGCACUAACUUGUCUGUUUAUUUUCAUCAUCAUUUCGAGCCGAAAAUAGUUUUGAUGUCGGUUUUUAAGUCGACAAGCUUCAGAGUUUUACACGAGGGAUACUUGAGUUACAAAAAUACAAACCAAGGUUGCACUUCAAAACAGGCAUUUGACUUUUUCUCGCGUUUGGGCGUCACAGACUUUUUCCAAUUUCGAGAAGUCAAGACUGAAAUUCCCUGUGAAGAUGGUUCGACUGAAACUUGCACAGAUUUCGACUGUGAGUUGAUUGAUAUUUUGAAAAACACAACAAACAACGUGACUCGUGCAGAGUAUAUGCAGCUGUUUACGAUAGUCAGUCAUUAUUGGCGUCGACUUAGUGAAUAUCUGUUCGCUAGAAUCAGUGAUGGGAAAUUUGGAACUGUGAAACUUGUUAAUUCGGCACUAGCUAAUGCACUUUUGCAGUCUAGUUGGGUGCCUACGGUUGAAGGUACUAUUCCAACUUUGUCCGUUCCUCGAGAUGUGUUCGUGAACACUUCCGAAGCCAAGAAGCUAUUCAGACCCGCAGAUGUUCAGUUAUUAGAAGCGAAUUUACCUAUCAAUUCGAGUCCAGAAUUUGUGAAAUUUCUUGGCAUAAAUUUGAACUUGACUGCAGAUAUAGUUUUAGAGUACCUGCGAAAAUGUUCACAGGAUGCUUCUUUUGAGACUAGUUUAGAACACAUGGCUAGUAUUUACAAUUUCCUUCAGAAUAAUAUAGAUGAUCGAUGCGAGAUACUAGAAAAUGAGCCUCUUUUUUAUCUGCCGAAUCCUCGCGUAGAUGGUGCGUUCCACUUUGUAACUGUGGACCACUUAAUUAUGGGAGAUCACAGUGGUCUGUUUGAAAAAUACAAACAAGUUUUGAACAAACAUAAAUCACUGAGUGUGUUAAAUGUAACCAUGUUCAGUUCCAUGCGGCCCUACAGGUUAUUGGGACCGUUUUUCGAAGCUGUCGGAGCGUUGGCUGAACCGCCACCAAAAGUGUAUCGCGAGUUAAUGAUGAGCUUAACAAGUUCAAUCGACAUGACGAGAAUAGUUAGUAAGCGUGAGAACAGAAUUGAAGAUCUGUUUCUGCUUAUUUCUCUGUCGGCUGAUCAGAUCCUAGAGAGUGAUGCUUGUUUGCCGUGUAGUAAUGGUAAAUUAGCCUGUUUAGCAGAUGAUCAUCUACUACUACCAGACGAUCAAAGUUCAAUUCCGUACACGAUGUUCGAAUCUCAUGAAGAUUUGAGAAUCAUUCACUCAAGUUUUCUGGAACUGGCGCCUGAGAUUCAAGAAAAAAUCAUGGCUCUGAUUGAUGGUCGUUUCACCUAUUUGAGUGAGGCCAUACAGGAGAAUACAAUCCCCGGCCAGUUAUGGACCUGUAGCGUGGUCCAUAAAUUUGUAUAUUUCGUGACUCCCUUGGUGCAACGAUACAUCCGUAAACGCAUGAACGAGAAAUAUGAAAUUCGGAAAAACUUGCUGAGUAAAAAGUUGCAGUCGUUGAGCUUCUACGCAUGCAAAGAGAUCGAAGUUAUUUAUACAUAUCAGAAUGUGAUUAGAGAGAAAAUGGCAAAGAAUAUUUUCUGCAACGGAAAAGAGUUUUACAUAGGAAGGGAACUUCUGGAGGACUGGAAAGAAAUAUCAAGCGAACUGGCUUCUGUCUUCAGUUUUGGCGACAGAGAUAACUUAGUUUUGUUCAUCGACGGACUAGUAAAGUACUUCAACAAGGAGCCAGGGUGUCACAAUGUUGAGGCGUUUCUGAAGCGCUUCGACAUUCCUCCAAUUCCGUCCUCAGAUCCAAAGUGGAGUGUCUCGGAACCAAAAUACAGCCAGGUGGCGAUAGACCUGGAGAUCAGGCGGAAUACAGGCGACACGGUUGUAACAGAGGAGGAUUUGAGAGCCAAGCGAGAAACGGAACUUGAGAUGCAAACGAAGAGUAGAGUGACGAGGGGGGCUGGUCAGUGGCCCCCUUUGCCCCCCAGAGGGUACACAGUAGGGGGGUUGAGUGGGGAUUCAGUUGGAUACGAGCAGAGUAGCUCUGCACAGGUGGCAGAAGUGCCUCCCCCUCCCAAACCACCUUCAGAAUGGAAGCCGGAGUAUGUUGUGCCGCCCAGAAUGAUAACGGCUGAGCCAAAUCGAAUCAUUGGCGACUCUUCUCUGAACCAGCAGAUGGACAACUCUAAUUCCCCGAAACAUUCAUCAACACCACUAUCACAAGGAGUUCAAUCGGGGUCAAAGUCAGAUGAAGAUGGGAAUACUCUACCGGUGUCUGUGCGUGGUGAAAAACGACCAAGAGAAGCAACUGUGUCUGGAAGUGAGCAGCAGCCCAAUUUCUUGUCAUCAUCGCCCCAAGGAAGCCAAGAGAAGAAACCGAGAUCAUCUGACCCAGAAAUUUUCGCCGAAAAUGACACAGCGCCAGUUGUGAAUAUCUGCAAUGAAGCAGGAAGUCAGGCAUCAUCGGGAACAUCAGCUGGUCGAGAAGAGGGAUUGGAGGGUGGGGAGAAAACGGUCGCAGUUUCAACCACCUCUUCCAGUCUCAACAUGGAAGUCACAUUUCCAAAUGACACCACCUACUUUUCCUCUGUGUCCUGUCAGCUGGAGACUCUUCACUUGUCCAGCAGUGGCAAAACACAACCCCCUUCACAAGACGACCUCAACCAGAUUAUGGCUGGGACAUCAGUGCGUGGUAACAGCUCAGCCGCAGAACACAAGGCCAUUUUAACCGGUCGAUUCGGCGAGCUGUUAGUCUACAAACAACUAUGCGAAACAUGGAAAGGAUCAACAGAAAUCCACUGGCUAAACGAAACAACGGAGCAGUACAGGCCGUACGACAUCUGUGUAACGCAUAAAUCUACGCAGAAGAUAGAUUUUAUAGAGGUCAAAUCAACUUCUUCACCCCAAUGCGAAGUGUUUAAAAUAUCGUCUGCAGAACUGAAAUUCGCCACUGAGAAAGGCUCGAACUAUUUCUUGUUUUUCGUGUUCAACGCUUUAGACCCAAAACCGACUGUCACUUAUUUUUCAAAUUUGCAAAAUAAGUUAGACACGAAUCAAGUUUCGUUGCUGCUGCAGAUGCACAAAUGACGGGGAAGAGUGUGCCGCUAAUAUUUGAAAAAACUGUUAAACUUCUUUUAGCACAAACCUGCGAUCUUUUUGUAAUGAACAUUCAUUCAAUGAUUUAAUUUAAAAUAAAUAUUUUCCCAAAA
Molecule: messenger RNA, 9341 nt
Organism: Symsagittifera roscoffensis
Lineage: Eukaryota; Metazoa; Xenacoelomorpha; Acoela; Convolutidae
Exons: 11
Coding region: 103-9219 (3038 amino acids)
Source: RefSeq, a predicted model, not a curated record